AUGGCUACUGCUCAAUUGUCUACGAUUUCCCCGCAAGCCCCGGCUUCUGGCCGCGCGAACACCUGGCAGGGCGCAGGCGCAGCGGAGUUUGAUCUACGAAGUGAUACCAUGACCAAGCCCACGCCAUCCAUGCUCGAUGCCAUUUGCCAGACGACAUUGCUGGACGACGUGUUCAACGAGGACCCUACCACCAACGAACUACAAAGCUACGUGGCGCAGCGGACAAAGCAUGAGGAUGGACUCCUAGUCCUCUCAGGGACAAUGGGCAACCAGGUGGCUAUUCGAACUCAUCUGACGCAGCCUCCGCAUUCUGUUCUGUGUGACCAUCGAUCCCACAUCAUCUGCUAUGAGGCCGGUGGCGUUAGUGCCUGGACUGGAGCUACGGUACAAACCGUGGUACCGAAGAACGGUAUCCAUCUCACCCUAGAAGACAUCCAGAAGCAUGCAGUCCUCGACGACAACAUUCACUACUGCCCGACCAAGCUUAUUAGCUUGGAAAACACCCUCGAUGGUAUGAUCAUGCCUUUGACCGAAUCCCGCCGUAUAGUCGAGUGGGCACACGCAAACGAUAUCAAGGUACACUUGGAUGGUGCGCGACUUUGGGAAGCAGUCGUGUCUGGUGCAGGAAGCCUCGAGGAGUAUACUAGUCUAUUUGACAGCGUAAGUUUGUGUUUCUCCAAGGGCCUUGGUGCGCCAAUGGGAAGCAUUAUUGUGGGAUCUCAAGUAUUCAUCAAAAAGGCCCGCUGGUUCCGUAAGUCCAUUGGAGGUGGUGCCCGCCAGACGGGCAUAUAUGCUGCGGCUGCCCGGGUUGCCCUCGACGAAACCUUUGGCAAGGAUCCGAACGGCAAGACCGGCCUAUUACCUGCGACUCACGCCAAAGCUAAGCAAGUAGCUCAGAUGUGGACUGGUCGAGGGGGGAAGCUGCAAUAUCCCGUGCACACCAACAUGGUCUGGCUGAAUCUGGAGGCGUCUGGUGUAGGGCCUAAUGAUCUGGCUGUAAUUGGACAGGAUAAAGGAUUGAGAUUGCUCGGCGGACGAGUAGUCGUCCACUACCAGGUGUCAGACGAGGCGAUCACACGCCUGGGUGAGGUGUUCGACAUAGCGAUGAAGGGAGACUUCCAACGGAGCAAUGACCAAAGCCGGCCCUACGGAAGUAGCAAGCCUUAA
This is a messenger RNA of Penicillium argentinense, 1167 nucleotides long. Its product is annotated as threonine aldolase GLY1. The record is from RefSeq and is a predicted model, not a curated record. Gene Ontology annotation, biological process: L-threonine catabolic process; glycine biosynthetic process. The transcript is spliced from 3 exons. Gene Ontology annotation, molecular function: L-allo-threonine aldolase activity. The coding region runs from base 1 to 1167 and encodes 388 amino acids. Gene Ontology annotation, cellular component: cytosol. Lineage: Eukaryota; Fungi; Ascomycota; Eurotiomycetes; Eurotiales; Aspergillaceae.